Molecule: messenger RNA, 1110 nt
Organism: Capronia coronata CBS 617.96
Lineage: Eukaryota; Fungi; Ascomycota; Eurotiomycetes; Chaetothyriales; Herpotrichiellaceae
Exons: 7
Coding region: 1-1110 (369 amino acids)
Source: RefSeq, a predicted model, not a curated record
AUGGCAGCCCAGAGCUUUGUCGACCGCGUCGAAGACAUGACAGACCUGGAGUUGGCAAUGCUCCUCAGUCUGAUUGCACAGCACCACUGUCUGAUUGAGGUUCAAGACGAUCUCGUAGACAACCUUGCUGCAGAGUUGUCCCUGAUUGCCCGAGAUGUCUUCAACCUUUCAUAUAUCAUCCUAGAGCGGGCAGACCUGCAAUCUGUCGACCAGUUCGUCGCUGCGAUUCUGGAAGAUAGUGGCGAUGCUGUUGACUCAACGGAUCUUCCCAAUGACGACGCUAACCAGAUCGGCAUGGUUCACUCCAAACUCACGGGGUCCAGUUAUCGGGCAGCAUCGUCGAUACAGGCUGACCAGUUUCAGUCCGAUAGCCGGAAGGUUGUCAAUGUGGUCAUAGUGAAAGAUUUCAACUUUGCCGAAGAGGAUGUCCAGAUCCAAGUCCUUGAGCUCAUCCGGAAACGAAGAAUAUACAGUCGAACAACGGUUCAUGUUGCCGCGAAAAUGUUUCUGCUGCUUCCGAUUGUGUCCAGUUCGUCAAAGCAUGUCCGGCUGAACCAACACCUCAACGACCGUAUUUUCAUGUCCCAUUACCAUGAAAUGGACGACGGCUUUCCAAAUCUCGAGGAGAUGGGUAGUUUAGGUCAUUCCGAUGACGACGACUCUGCGUAUUCAGAUUCUGGCUCACCCAUUGCGCAACGUGCGGGGGCGAUCAUGAGUCGACGGGUUGAUGCAGAGUUGAUCACCCAGCUCCGGGCUCAAGGAAAGCGGGCCACGGUUACGCCUGAAAUCCGGCGAUACCUCCAAGAUAUUGUGGCCUUUCUGCGAAUGGCCAGGGGUGUCGAUGGAGGAGUCACGCCUUACGCGACAACUCUGUUCCUUGCCCUGGCAAAGUACCUUGCGCCGUUUCACGGCAUAGGUUAUGUGACGCCCGCUCUCGUCGCUUUGGCCGCGAAGAAAAUAUACCCUCAUCGCCUGAUAAUAGCAUCUCCAGAACGGGAGCGCAGUACGCAAUACGGCACCGAUGUGGCCACAGCUCGAGAGCUGUUAAGAGACCUUAACCCACACAAGGUAAUUCAGCAAGUACUUGAUACAGUCGAAUGCCCGACCUGA